Molecule: messenger RNA, 546 nt
Organism: Hirundo rustica (Barn swallow)
Lineage: Eukaryota; Metazoa; Chordata; Aves; Passeriformes; Hirundinidae
Gene: C25H1orf232
Product: chromosome 25 C1orf232 homolog
Exons: 4
Coding region: 16-546 (176 amino acids)
Source: RefSeq, a predicted model, not a curated record
GCUGAGCCCCUCGCCAUGGCCCAGGGCUUCUGGCGGCUCUACAAGGCCAAAGUGCUGCAGACCCUGGGGGGGCCGCGGCCGGACGGGGCCCUGCAGGACGAGGGAGAUCCCCCCGAGCUGAUGGAGACGGCCGAGCGCCCCGCGCUGAUGGAGGAGGGAGCCAGCCCCGUGUCCCAGCUGGCCAGGAAGGUGCAGGGGGUGGGUGCCCGGGGCUGGCGGACGCUCUCAUCCCUCUUCACCCGCGAGGACGAGCACCAGCUGCUCAGCCCGGAGCCCUGUCCAGACCACCCUCUGGCCGCCGAGCCGUCCGAGAUGCCCCACACCGAGAGGGCGCCUGGAUUUUGGGAUCUCUUUGCUACCAAGUGGCAGCAGGCGGCGGGGCCGGACAAGGGGGUGCCCCCCCCGGAGCCGGGUGAGAGCCCUGGGGAGCCGCCGGGUGACGAUGGCAGCGACCUGCGGGAGCCAGAGGAAGGGGCCUUCCACUGGGGCUUCCUGGCCGGCAAACUGGCCGAAAUCCGGAAUAAAAACGCCCCCAAGGGCAACUAG